CUGUGGGGACUGCUCUGUCACAUAAUCCUGUGGACUGCAGCAAGUGGAGAGGUACAGCUCGUUUGGAUGGAGCCUGUGUCUGCAUAUGUAAGCACUCGGGAAAAAGGAGUAAUUUAGCUCUCCUGCUCACUGCUAUGACCACUCCACUGGAAGAUGCAAUGGACACCCUGAUCAGGAUUUUCCAUCACUACUCGGGCAAAGAAGGAGACAGAUACAAGCUCAGUAAAGGAGAACUGAAGGAGCUCCUCACCAGUGAGCUCACUGACUUCCUUUCAGGCCAAAAGGACCCCCUCCUGGUUGAUAAAAUUAUGAAUGACCUGGACUCCAAUAAGGACAAUGAAGUGGAUUUUAAUGAAUUUGUCAUUUUAGUUGCUGCUUUAACAGUGGCAUGUAAUGACUUCUUUGAAGAACAGCUAAAGAAAGAGGAAUUUUAA
This is a messenger RNA of Passer montanus (Eurasian tree sparrow), 434 nucleotides long. It is a transcript of the gene S100Z, whose product is annotated as S100 calcium binding protein Z. NCBI's taxonomy places the organism in Eukaryota, Metazoa, Chordata, Aves, Passeriformes, Passeridae. Gene Ontology annotation, molecular function: calcium ion binding. Bases 135 to 434 code for a protein of 99 amino acids. The record is from RefSeq and is a predicted model, not a curated record. The transcript has 3 exons. Gene Ontology annotation, cellular component: cytoplasm.